AUGUUAUAUUUAACUUUAUCAACUAAGAUUAAUAUAUGGUUUUAUAGUUUUACAUUUAUAAUUUUACAGUAUAGUAUACUAGCAUAUAAUUUAGACAUUGAUAAUGCCAAAAUAUUUAAUAUUCCCAAAAAUUUUAGUUAUCAACGGGGAAGUUAUUUUGGAUUUUCCGUUGCCCUUUAUACAGAUGGCCUAGAUUCUGUACUACUUGUAGGUGCUCCUAGAGCAAAUACAAGCAUAAUACAAAAUGUAAUUGAGCCAGGUACUAUAUUUCAAUGUCCAAUUAAUGAAACAUGUAAGGAAUGGAUUAUUGAUAGAAGUGGAAAUUAUAAAGAGAAGGAGUAUUCAACAAUUAAUCAAAUUGAGGACAAUGCAUGGAUUGGUGCAACAAUUGCUAUAGAAAAUAAGACUAAUCCUACAAUUGUGGUUUGCGGCCCACGAUUGAAGUAUAAUAUUAUAAAUAAACGCCAAUCUAAUUGGUUUAUGUACGGCAUUUGUUAUUUGUCAUUAAUUAACAGUAUUAAGUCUUUCGAAAAAGAAUCUAAAAGUAAAAUUUUAUCAUUUGUGAGGCUUAGAGAAGCUAUCGAUAUGAAAAGAUAUGUUUAUAAUUUUGGCAUGAGUCAAGUUGGUUUUUCUAUGCAUAUGACAUCCAAUGACCUAAAGUGGGAUUUAAUAUUAGGUAGUCCUGGUGUAUUUAACUGGAAAGGUAUGCCUUUGUUGGUUACAAAAUCAGUUGAUGGUAAAAUGCAAAAUAUAAUUCCAUCAAUUAAAGAUGAGGAAAGUAUUCGUGCAAAUAAUUAUUUUGGGUAUGCAGUAACAUCUGGUUAUUUUAGAGAAGGAAAAUUGUGGUUUGUUUCUGGUGCUCCAAAGGCUUCACUUAUGUUUGGUGCUGUUGCUAUAUUUACCUUCUCUCAUAACGAUAAUGCGAAAUUAGAAAUAAAAAAGAUUUUGAAUGGUGAGCAGUAUGGUGAAUAUUUUGGUGCUGCUUUAUCAUCAUGUAAUCUUAAUGGUGACAAUAGAGAUGAAUUAAUUGUUGGAGCACCAUAUUGGUCAAAAAAUAUGGAUGAAGGUCGCAUAUAUGUCUUUACUGCUUUACAUAAUGAAAUUUUUGAAAAAAAAUCAUUUGAAGGAAAAAUAUCUGGAAGUAGAUUUGGAUCUACUAUAACUUGUCUUGGUGAUAUUGAUUAUGAUGGCUAUGGUGAUAUUGCUGUUGGUGCACCAUAUGAAGAAGAAAGUGGUGCAAUAUAUAUCUUCAAUGGCAAUAGCAAUGGAUUACCUAAACAUUAUAGCCAAAGGAUAGUUGGCAAACAAUUUGGAAGGAAUAUCCGUGGAUUUGGAAUUUCAAUUUCCGAACCUCGUGAUAUAAAUGGUGAUAAAUAUCCUGAUAUUGCAGUUGGAGCUUAUUUAUCUGAACAAGCAAUUUUAAUAAAAUCAAAACCUGUUAUAACAAUAACUACAAAAUUGUCUUACAAUGACAAACAAAAAUUAUUGAGAAAUUCUACAUCUUUUCUAAUUGAUGUGUGUACAUAUUAUGAUGGAAUAAAUACUCCUAAUUAUCUUCGAGUUGUUAAAUCUUUGAAAAUCGACCAAAUAUAUAGAAGAGCUUAUUAUGGUACAGAAAGAAAUAGUGAUAACAUUUAUAAAUUGUCUGAUACUUUAUAUAAAUCUAAAAAUCUAUGCAGUCAACUUAAAAUAUAUUUAAAGAAAAAUAUCCAAAAUAUAAUAAAUCCAGUUGAAAUAUCUAUCUCAACUAGUUUAGAAAAGGACUUAAAUUUAAAUGAUAGUAAGAUGAAAGUAAACUUUCUCUGUACAACCUGUGUAGCUAUAAAUAAAUUGUUUUCUAAAACUGAAGAUUUAAUAAAAUUACCAUUUGCUGUUGAUUGUGGUGACGACAAUAUUUGUACAUCAGAUGUAAAGAUAUCACUUUCAACAAAUUUAAAUUCUAAUAACAAAUAUGUUGUUGGAUCAACAUUCACUACCAAGCUUAAAAUAGAUGCUCUUAAUUAUGGUGAACCUGCUUAUCAAGCUAAAAUAUAUGUAUAUAUACCAAAAAUAUUAUCAUUAGCAAGUAUGCCAGCUUCAUGCAUGGAAAGUUUUUAUACAAAUAAUACUUUAGAAGCAAUUUGUGAUCUUGGAAAUCCACUUAGAAAAAAUAAAACAUUAAUAUUAGAUUUGGAUAUGAGUAAAAUUCGGUUUGAUGUUGAUCACGUGGAGCUAUGGACCAAUUUUAACACACAAAGUGAACAGAAAGAUCCAUUCAAUAAUACACAUGUUUUAACUAUAUAUUUUGAUGUUGAUGUUGACAUAGUGAUUGCAGGGAAAGCGCAAGAUAAUUUAUAUUCAUAUUCUACUGAUAAUGAGGAUGAAAAAUUAAACAAUAUUCGAUUUCGACAUAUUUAUGAAAUUCAAAAAUUUGGAGAUAGUCCAAUUGAUGAAGUUAUACUAACAAUUAAUAUCCCAAUAUAUUGGAAACAUUCUACUGGAGAUAUACAGAUUAUCAAUAUAAACGAAACAAUUAGUUAUCUGGAUGGUCAACCAUUUUACUGCACACACUUGAAUUCUACACUUUCAACUGCUUUAACUAAUAUAUCUGAAAUUUACUUUGCAAAUACUGAACUGUAUACACAAAAAGGAUUUAUGAUGGAUACCAAUUUUUCUAUAAAUUCUCCGCCAGAAAACAGGUCAAUUUAUAUCAAUUGUACAAAUGCUAAUGUCAAAUGUACAUAUAUUAAAUGUGAGCUUGGUCCCUUUCUAAGUUCUUCAUCUGUUGCAAAACUUUCACUCAUAUUGGACUUUUACAUAUCUGAUUUUAAAACAAAAAUGAUGGAAGAGAAAGACAUAAUAUUUUUCUUGUCUAGCGGACACGUUAAUAUUUUAGAAUCAAAUCAUGUUAUGAAAAAAAUUAGACACAAGUCUGAUGAUACUAUUAUUGCUACAAUGUUCUUAGGUUCACCAGUAACUCAACACAUUGCAAUGUGGAUUAUAGCUUUGUCAAUUGUCUUAGGAAUUUUACUGUUAAUACUGUUAAUUUUAGCACUACUUAAAAUUGGAUUCUUUAAUCGAAGUAGGAAAAAAGAACUUGAAGCAUUAAAAUCACAAACAGAUAAGAGACAUGGGAAUACAUUGGAAACAUGUUCAUGAACAGAAAUUUUUCAGAAAGAAUAAAUUUAUUAAUAUAUAACUUUUAUAUAUUGUAUACAUAUAUAUAUAUGUAUAUAUAUAUGACUUUUAUUCUUCGCAUAAUUAAGAAAAGAAAAUAAAUAACAACAACUUACAUUUUGUUAUCGCAUUUGAGUACUAUUAGUAUCUUUAUAAAAAUAUAAUAAAUCUUAGAAAAUAUUAACUUGAUUAUAAAUU
This is a messenger RNA of Bombus impatiens (common eastern bumble bee), 3354 nucleotides long. RefSeq names its product integrin alpha-4-like. Bases 1 to 3138 code for a protein of 1045 amino acids. The record is from RefSeq and is a predicted model, not a curated record. The transcript is spliced from 10 exons. Gene Ontology annotation, biological process: cell-matrix adhesion; cell adhesion mediated by integrin; cell-cell adhesion. Gene Ontology annotation, molecular function: integrin binding. Gene Ontology annotation, cellular component: integrin complex; external side of plasma membrane. Lineage: Eukaryota; Metazoa; Arthropoda; Insecta; Hymenoptera; Apidae.